Molecule: messenger RNA, 1425 nt
Organism: Hydractinia symbiolongicarpus
Lineage: Eukaryota; Metazoa; Cnidaria; Hydrozoa; Anthoathecata; Hydractiniidae
Product: potassium voltage-gated channel subfamily A member 2-like
Exons: 2
Coding region: 1-1425 (474 amino acids)
Biological process (GO): potassium ion transmembrane transport; protein homooligomerization
Cellular component (GO): voltage-gated potassium channel complex; membrane
Molecular function (GO): delayed rectifier potassium channel activity
Source: RefSeq, a predicted model, not a curated record
AUGGCACUAUCUCAUCAACCCUCGUUACACCGGUCAAUUCUACACCGACCGAGACAAAAUGUAGUUUUGCAUUUUAGUUCAAAGCUCUUUCGACACAACUGUAACGUCAGGCUUUUUCCAAUCGUCAAAAUGCAUCAUUUAACUGGAGGCAGACUUCAGGUUACUCAGCUUCCAAAACAUCUUCGAAAAACUAAAAGUUUGGUCAGCAUCCGGACAACACGAAGCGCUGAUAGCUAUGUGGUACAUGAUGACAAAUUUCAGAAAGAUAAAAUCGUUAUUAAUGUUGGUGGGGCCUUAUACGAAACUUUGGAGUCUACGUUGAAUAAGUAUCCAGAAACACUGUUGGGAUCAAAUGAGAAACGUUCUCUUUUAAUAGAUAAACACAAAAAUGAAAUAUUCUUAAACAGAAAUCGGUCUGCAUUUGAAGCCAUAUUGUUCUAUUACCAAUCAAGUGGGAAUCUUGUGCGACCGGCUUUUCUACCAAUGAUCGAUUUUGUUAAUGAAUGCGCGUUUUAUGAUAUUUCUGAAGACGCGAUUAAAAAGAUGAAGACAAGGGAAUGUUAUCUUCAUAAAAGACGAAAAAUUCUUCCGCCUAGAGAAAAAUACAACAGGAUGAAGGAGUCCUGCUGGACUUUCUUUGAUCAUCCCUUAUUGUUCAAAAACAUUUCAGCGAUAUGCUACUUUGUGUUUUCGUUCAUGUUAAUAUUAGUCUCGAUUGCCCUGUUUUGUACCGAGACUGAAUUCAUCCUGGCCUACGAAGGAAAAGAUUUGGAAAAAAUCUUAAAUAUCGGAUACAUCUUGGAAUUGUCUCUAAAUAUAUUUUUUACAGUAGAACUUUUAGUGCGCUGGUAUGUCUAUCCACUGCCUCGUGCAUUUCUUUCAAAAGCUUUAAAUUUUGUCGAGUUUUUAUCCGUCUUUACGUAUCUGAUUUUGUACGGCUGUCCAACACAUUUCGUUAGAACAUUGCUUUUACAGAUCACAAGAAUGUUGCGUGUGUUGAGACUGGCCAGAGCAGCCCGUGUAUCGCGACCGAUAAAGGUCGCCACGUCGGUAUUUCACACGUCGAUUAACGACGUCAGUGCCGUAUGUUUUGUCAGUCUUAUUUUGUGUAUAUUGUCAGGCAGUGUCAUGUAUUAUAUUGAGAUGACAGUACCGAACACAAAAUUUACAAGCAUACCAGAGUCGAUGUGGUGGGCUAUGCAAAGCUUAUUGUGCCUUGGUUAUGGAGAUAUUGUUCCCGAAACCAUGUUUGGAAAAGCUGUUGGUUCAAUGGUCGUGUUUUUAGGCGUCGUAACAGUUACUGUUUUGUUAUUAUCACUCGGCGGCCGGUUGUUUGACAUGUAUUCUAAAGAGGUGCACGAAAGAGGAUUUUUGCCAGAAGAAGAAAAAGUUGAUUACGAAAUACAUUACAAGGAUAUUGAUUAG